Messenger RNA from Neurospora tetrasperma FGSC 2508, 1313 nucleotides. Its product is annotated as cell differentiation protein rcd1. Lineage: Eukaryota; Fungi; Ascomycota; Sordariomycetes; Sordariales; Sordariaceae. Gene Ontology annotation, biological process: mRNA catabolic process; negative regulation of translation. The coding region runs from base 243 to 1313 and encodes 356 amino acids. The record is from RefSeq and is a predicted model, not a curated record. The transcript is spliced from 4 exons. Gene Ontology annotation, cellular component: CCR4-NOT complex; P-body; CCR4-NOT core complex.
GUCUGAUAUUCGCAAUCGAGAAGGACCCUUCCUGCGCCCGACGACACCCCUCUCAUGCCGCCCGGCCUGCCGUUGCCCCAUCGUCAAGUUCCUGGCGAAAGAUAAUAACCACCACCACCACCAACAACAACAAUAGCGCCACCCCGAGUCCUCCAUCGAUUAAUACCCACACAGCUCCGACGUCUUUGACCCACUACCUCGCGCCGUCGCUACCAUUUCUUCGUUCGAACACAUAGCCCAAGAUGAUGCAGAAUCCCCAUGUCUACGGCCACCACCAGUACCCCCAGGCCGACUCUGCCUGGCUUCACCAGCAGACCUCGCACCAUCAGCACGCCCAGGCUGCUGCCGCCGCCGCCAAUGUUGCCCAGCAGCAGCACUACAACCGCCUGGCCGGCGCACACAACAAUGUGAACGCCCUUGCUGCCGCCACCCACGCGCAGGAUAAUGCCAUUGAGCCCGUGGUCUCGGACGACAACCGCCGCACACUGCAGUACAUUGCCGACUUGCUGAAUGAAAAUACCAGGGAGGCCGCGCUCCUGGAGCUGAGCAAGAAGCGGGAGCAAGUUCCCGAACUGGCCCUGAUCCUCUGGCACUCGUUCGGAGUCAUGACAUCUCUCCUCCAGGAGAUUAUCAGUGUCUAUACCCUCCUCAACCCCUCUCAGCUCACCGCUGCCGCCUCCAACAGGGUCUGCAAUGCCCUCGCCCUCCUUCAGUGUGUGGCGUCUCACAACGAGACACGUACCCUCUUCCUCAAUGCACACAUCCCCCUCUUCCUUUACCCCUUUCUUAACACGACGUCUAAGUCGCGUCCUUUUGAAUACCUCCGGCUCACUUCGCUGGGAGUCAUUGGUGCGCUUGUCAAGAACGAUUCCACCGAGGUCAUCAACUUUCUCCUUACGACCGAGAUUAUCCCCCUCUGCCUGAGGAUCAUGGAGACCGGGUCCGAGCUCAGCAAGACGGUUGCUAUCUUCAUCGUGCAGAAGAUCUUGCUUGAUGACAACGGUCUUAACUACAUUUGUGCCACUUAUGAGCGCUUCUACGCUGUCGGCACCGUCCUCAGCAACAUGGUUGCUCAGCUGGUAGAGCAGCAGACGGCUAGGCUUCUCAAACAUGUUGUUAGGUGCUUCUUGAGACUUAGCGACAAUGCUCGUGCCCGCGAGGCACUCCGCCAGUGUCUGCCAGAGCCCCUUCGCGACGCCACCUUCUCUUCGGUUCUGCGCGACGAUGCCGCCACCAAGCGUUGCCUGGCGCAGCUCCUCAUCAACCUCUCCGAUAAUGUAGUCGAACCCAGCACCAGCGGUCUUGGAAUUUAA